Messenger RNA from Oryzias latipes (Japanese medaka), 1656 nucleotides. It is a transcript of the gene polr3d, whose product is annotated as polymerase (RNA) III (DNA directed) polypeptide D. Gene Ontology annotation, biological process: tRNA transcription by RNA polymerase III. Gene Ontology annotation, cellular component: RNA polymerase III complex. The record is from RefSeq and is a predicted model, not a curated record. NCBI's taxonomy places the organism in Eukaryota, Metazoa, Chordata, Actinopteri, Beloniformes, Adrianichthyidae. Gene Ontology annotation, molecular function: DNA binding.
GGAAGUGUCAUGGCGCCGCUAGUGAAUGCAGCGGUGGACGAGGCAACAGGAUUUUGUUUCUGAUAUCUGGCAGGUUUUAGGGGGGAAAACUCCGAAUAAGGACCACCGAGGACGUGUCGUGUUGGGAGUUUGACAUCCCUUUAAAGUUCAGGAUGGCGGACUCCGGGGAGUCCAGCAGUCAACGCGUUCCCACUCCUGCAGGCGCCAGCAGCAGCAAUGUAGGACUCCAGAUGGGGCGUCGACCACCAGCUGGACUCUCUCCUGGACGCCUCCCUUCCAUGCGGUCAAGGGACCUCACCCUGGGAGGAGUGAAGAAGAAAACCUUCACACCCAACAUCAUUGGCCGAAAGGUUAAAGAGGAAGCCAAAGUUGAGACUGAUCAAAGGAGAGAUCGGAGAGGUGGAGAACGUGGUCGAGGGCCGAGAGACAGAGGCAGGGGCCGAGGUCGCCAAGAGAUCAUCCAGUCCCAUUCUAUCUUUGAGCAGGGGCCGGCCGAGAUGAUGAUGAAAAGGAGAGGUGGAUAUGAAAGCGAAAGAGAUGCUCCAAGCAUGGGGCCUUCACCCAUCAUUAACAUUAAAAAGGAGAAGAGGGAGACUGAAGAGGAGACGAAGGAAAUUCUGCGCAAGCUGGAGCGGGACAAUUUUAUUGAUGACCCCUUCCUAAAGAGUGAGCAGAGGAGUUGCCCUGUCCAGCUCCCCCUUUCUGUGUCAGGAUGGGGAUUUAGGGAGGAGUUUAGUAAAUCUACUGUCAAACUUGAGAAGUCAGAAGAGGGGGAUGAUCCCAUGGAGUCUGGAGUCGUUGUGAAACAAGAGCCAGAGGAAGUGGAGAUACAGAAGAGUGAGGCAACAUUUAGACCUCCUCCCCUUCCUGAGCCUGAAGUUCUUCCUGAUCUGCUUCAUAAGUGGAGUCUAAACAAAGGAGAGGAGCUGUUUUUCAUUCAGCUGCCUGACUCUCUUCCUGGUCAGCCUCCCACCAAGGAGCACAGACCUGUGAGGACAGAGGUGCAGUCCGAGGAUGGACAGUCCGUGCUUCUGAAAACAGAGUCCCAGGAAGAGGAAGCUGAGGACAACAGUUGUAAUUUGAAGGAUCUGCGAGAGGGUUUGGUGGGAAAGAUGCUGGUGCGGAAGUCUGGACGAGUGCAGCUGAUACUAGGACAGGUGACACUUGAUGUGUCAUUAGGAGCGUCGUGCUCUUUCUUACAGGAGCUGGUAUCCAUUAAUCCAGAGGGGAAAAGCGGAACUCUGACUGUACUUGGAAAUAUCAAGCACAAAAUGGUUUGCUCUCCGGACUUUGAGGCUCUACUACAGAAGAGGGCAUGAUGCCCAAGCUGCAUCUAACAAAGUUUGCUCUGUACCUGUCAUGAUGUUGACAGGAAUGGAAUUGAGUCAGGAAUGCUGACUGAAUUGAUUUUCUUGUAGGUUCCUAACACUCAGUAGUGAGGUUGCUGAUUUUUGUUUUGCUUUAUUUCAGGUUAGUUUCAAGUGUUAUUGUACAACAAUGUAUAUAGGUACGGUUUUAUUUUGAUCUCAAUGAUUAGAUGGUUCAAAAAUGGAAUUUCAUGUCAAGUUUCUUGAAGAUUUGCUUAAUACAUUUCCUGGCAAGAGUGUACAUAGAUAAAAAGUAAAAUGUGAUUAAAUAAAAGUUUAUUUCUAUGUU